GCCAGGACGCGGGGGCGGUGGCACCCUGGACACGUGACCGGGCUGGGUGUCACCCCCCCCCGCGGUGUCCGUCCGUCUGUCCCCCCCCCGCGGUGCCCUUUGCGGUGGCAGAGGACGAUCCAGGCCGGGCUGAGCAUGAGGGUCCUGCGGGCCGCCCCCCUGGGGCUGCUGCGGUCGCUGGGUCCCGCCGCCCCCCCCCGGCGCCUCCACAACCGCGUCCCUGAGCACCAGAAGCUCUUCCAGGAGGACAACGGGCUCCCGGUGCAUCUCAAGGGGGGGGCCAUGGACUCGGCCCUUUACCGCCUCACCACCCUCAUCUGCUCCGUGGGCACCUGCUACUCGCUGUGGGCGCUGGCCCAGGCCUCCAUGCCCAAGAAGAACUGAGGGGGGGGGCCGGACGCCCCCCCCCCCGUCCCCCCCCCCCCCCAGCCCCUGCCAAUAAAAG
Chroicocephalus ridibundus (black-headed gull) is the source of this 445-nucleotide messenger RNA. RefSeq names its product cytochrome c oxidase subunit 7A1, mitochondrial. Lineage: Eukaryota; Metazoa; Chordata; Aves; Charadriiformes; Laridae. The transcript is spliced from 4 exons. Gene Ontology annotation, biological process: regulation of oxidative phosphorylation; mitochondrial respirasome assembly; mitochondrial electron transport, cytochrome c to oxygen. Bases 136 to 384 code for a protein of 82 amino acids. The record is from RefSeq and is a predicted model, not a curated record.